Esox lucius (northern pike) is the source of this 3673-nucleotide messenger RNA. RefSeq names its product golgi associated kinase 1B (gene gask1b). NCBI's taxonomy places the organism in Eukaryota, Metazoa, Chordata, Actinopteri, Esociformes, Esocidae. The record is from RefSeq and is a predicted model, not a curated record. The transcript has 4 exons. Gene Ontology annotation, cellular component: Golgi apparatus. The coding region runs from base 190 to 1782 and encodes 530 amino acids.
CUUCUCUUGCCUUGACACUGACCUCAGGGAUAACCACAACCUCCCUAUUUUGCGUCCUGAUUUUAGACAUAGCUUUUGUCUGAAAUCCUGUAGAAAAUAAGUAUUGGAAGUUAGCCAUGCGCCGCCGCCGUUCUUAUCCAGAGCUCAGCGCAAAGACUAACGGAUAAUCAUGUCGGAGGAUAAGUUCUAAUGGAGACUUGUACACAUACCGGGGACAUAAAAAAAUCUCUCUUUUUUUGGUUGAGUUUUUUUUUUCUGAGGAUAUCCAAAUCAUUUCGCAGAUAUUCCCCGUCGAAAAGGAUUAUACUAUUUUUUGGGGCAUGUUGUGUGUAUUUGUUUUUCGUUGUUUCCCAAGUUGGACAUUCGUGGCCGAACCAGAAUAGAAGAUUUGCUAUACAUCAGUACAAACGCAGUCGUGGACUAUACACUCUGAGGUUCGAUGUUGCUGAACCCUCCGAAACUGCCGACUUACCAACCGGAGCCACGGGCGAAUCUUUAUUAGACCAAACCUCGUUGGUUCCGACUCGGUCCAAUGUCAUGUACAUAACAAUGAAACCAAGGCGCGUUAAACCUGCAAUUUUAAGAGGUACAGUGAGACCAAAACUAAGGCGCAAAGCCAAGAGAAUCAAACCAAAUGAGGGGUUUACGCAAAAGAAAAUUGAGACAUUGGAGAGGGAGGAUUGGAACCUAAAGCGCACGAAUGGACUCAAAAUAUAUUGGAAACAAAUUAAUACCAUAAAUAAUGCAACACAUAAUGUAAGAUCUAAAGUAAAAAUGGAAACAGAACCUCACGCCAGUGCUAUCCGAAUAUACAGUGAGACGGCACCGCCGUGGUUCAGCAAAGAGGACAUCAGCGCCAUGCUCUUUCUUGCUGAUGGUAAAGUUACGCGCAUUCAUGAGGUUUCCCAAAAAGAUUCUAACCCCUUCCUGCUGUUUGAAAGCACAAUAAAUGGGUCGUUGUUCCUCUCUGACAAAGAUAACAUCAAUGACAAUAAAUUAUGUCGAGGACGAUGUGGAGUAAUCAAAAGUCCCUUGGACACGAGCGAGGUUUUCGCUUUCCAUUUGGAUAGGGUCCUGGGACUGAAUCGGAGCGUGCCAGCGGUUAGCAGGACGUUUCCGUUUGUACAAGAUGGACAGCCCUGUCCGGUGUUGCUUUGGGAGGGUUUUCUUUCACCAGGGGACAAUGCAGAGAGCCGAUCAACUGUGAAGAUGACGUGGGGGGAGUACCAGAACUCCCUCAAACAGAGGUGCUGGCACAAGAACGUAACACCAAAGCCUCACUCGGGCUGCUCCAGCGUACACCAUUAUGAGUGGAGCAAACUGUCCCUGUUUGAUUUUCUGUUGCAGAUAUACACCCGGCUGGACCGGAACUGCUGUGGGUUCAGGCCUCGUCAGGAGGAUGUCUGUGUCGAGCGGGGCCACCACCAGGAGUGUGGUGACAAGGACAGUGUGGAGCUGGCCAACAUCAUUCGGAGGGUUCAUGACCCCAGGCACUUAGUAUUCACUGACAACAAGGGAUUUUUUGACCGUGGCGAGGACAACCUGGACUACAAACUACUGGAGGGAAUCAAAGAGUUCCCAGAGCAGGCAGUGAAGGUGUUGAAGAGCCAGAGACUGAGGGAGAGGCUCCUCCAGUCACUAUUCCUCGACAAGCUGUAUUGGGAGAGCCAGGGAGGUAGGCGGGGCAUUGAGAAGCUAAUUGAUGUCAUUGAGAGGCGGGCCCAGGUUUUCCUUACAUACAUCAAUGCCCACGGCAUCAAAGUGGUGCCCAUGAACGUAUGACAUACAAGCACAGAAAAUUGACUGUAUUGUUAACAAUAUAUUAGUGAGUGUUUUGAGUAGAGAGUAUGAGUAUUGUGUUGUAGAACUAUAUACACUUGGACACCCACAGUUUUAAUUCCAGCCUAGAGAAGAGAUUUUCUCAAGAAGUCUGACAGAUUGAGGUGCUGCAUUUUCGUGUCCGUAUGUUGUGCUAAGAUGAGGAUGUUCUACAUUGCAUUGGACAUGGCAUUUGAUCUUCCACAAACACCUGGCCUGUAUAUUUUUACUUUCCAAAAGCUUACAAAUAUUUCAUUCCUUAAAUCCAAAUGUUUGCCAGUGAAAUAACUACCAAAGAAAAGGCCUCAGUUGAACUUGAAGAGUGUUGUGUGUGUUUUAUAUAAAGUAUUCAGGAAAUUCCUUGUGUAUGAUUAGUUUGGUAACGGUGCCAAAAAUGUGUAACUGGAUGUUAAGCAUUUAUAAAUCCUCUGAAGGAUCAAGCACAAGUCUCCAACUUUAAGUAGAAAAAAUAACUGUUAGCAUUAAUUAUACUUACUGGUUGCAUUUCAUUCAAUAACACAACAGUCUUACUCUUUCAAGUUGUUUUGUUACAUUCAAAAUUGUAUAGUACUUACUCAUUUACUUUAUAAAUGGAUUUUCUCCAAUACACUAAACAAAUAUAUGCUGCAUUUCUUUGGACCAUAAUCAUUUACAAUUGUAUGUACUGCUUCUCUACCUUCACCUUUUUGAUGGUUUCUACCUGCCAUAACAAAAAUACAUUUGUUUGAAAUUAUUUUAAGUUGAGUGUUUCAUUUGUACUGUUAAAGGUGUUCAUCCAUUCAUUCUGUUUAUUUAUUUUUAUAUCAUUUCCAGUGUUGAUAAGAAGAAAUAAGUAUUUUAUAAAAAUAAAAGUACUUUAGCUUGAAAUACAUCUGACUUUGCCCUGUGUAUAAACAGACAUUUUAUUAUAAACACAUUUGCAUAAAAUAUACUGAAGGCAAUCCCAUUUCUAUAAUUUUGACCAUCUGAGCAACAGUAGAAUGUGCCUUAAACAUGUCAGUCAAAUCAUAGCCAGAAAUAGUUUGUGCCGAUGAAACUUGAGCAAAAGCUCUGUCCGUUAGGCUGCUGUAAACAUGUUCCUAUGAGAGGACAUAGAAUCUUUGGAGUACACAAAGCUUUGUGCAGUCUUUUUUAGUGCCAGGAGUAAUAGUGUUUGUUGUUGUAACCCCUUUGAUUCCCCCUGGUGAAACAUGCCUCAGUGUGUGUUAGUCUUGGUAAGGCCCCACUGUUUCCCAUGCCAGUUUUGCUGAGUCAGACUUUCUUUCCUCUCAGAAUCACACACAUACUACACCUCUACUGAUGGGUUUCCCCUGCUGACAAAGAUCUAAUUUAGAGCGAGAAGUCCUCUAGUGAAUGGCUUGUAUAGUGGACAGGUCUCACAUCAUCAGGUGCCGGGUGAACUAGACAUAAUUAAAACUAACAAUAAUAAAACAACGACGAGCCCCAUCCAUUUCUGUUGAACCGGUUGACCUAUGUUCCGGAUCUGCUCAGCUCAUUGCUCCUUGUUCUGUGUGGUUUCAGCACAGGUAGUGAUUUGCAGUUUGUCAUUUAUUUGCCAUUCAUGCACAGGAAAAACAGACUAUCAUUCCUGCCACAAAAAGAAACAGACAUGUUUAGGAGGAAUUAUGUUUGAAUAUUUAAUGUAUUUGAUAGACACAGCUUUAUCCAAUUGUCCCUGUAUCCACUAGCUUCCCUGACUAGAUUCAGGUAGCUCAUUUUUCACUUGUCAAGACCCACGCCAUAAUGUCCGACAGGCAUAUGUUUCCAUUGCGUUUGAUAUUCGUUUAAUCACAAUCAACAACCUGAUCAACUCUAUGCGAAGGAGAUGUGUGGCACUGCGUGAGGCAAAUGGUGG